This is a messenger RNA of Ostrea edulis (European flat oyster), 507 nucleotides long. RefSeq names its product baculoviral IAP repeat-containing protein 3-like. The transcript has 2 exons. The record is from RefSeq and is a predicted model, not a curated record. Lineage: Eukaryota; Metazoa; Mollusca; Bivalvia; Ostreida; Ostreidae. Bases 1 to 507 code for a protein of 168 amino acids.
AUGCCACCAAAACGACAGCAGAGGCAGUCCAAGAACCCAACAAAGAGGUUGAAAACGGCCACUGCCCAGGCUGAAGAGGUUUCAACACCUGUAAACAAUGUCCAAACUGAUUACAACAAACUAGCACAAGCGAUGAUGGACAUUUCAAAACAACAGCCAGAUAAUUUGUACAUUGAAGCUGAAGCUACAACCUCGGGCAACCAAACGCCCACAACUGGGGACACGGCAUCAACAUCACAACGCAGUGUGCCAGCACCCACUUCAAGUCUGGGGGAAAUUUUGGAUCAAGUUUUCCUUGGGGACCAAUCUUCUCACAAGGACUUCAGUCCUUUAAAUGACUUGGAAGUGCCAUUUGGAGAAUGUACUAUUUGUUUGGAGAAACCAAUGGAUUGUGUAAUCUUAGAUUGUUGCCAUCUGUACUGCUGCUGUGGAUGUGCCAAGCAAUUAAAGGAAUGUUUUACCUGUAGAGGAAAACUGUCAAAAGUUGUCAGAAUUUUCAAAGCAUAG